AUGAACCUUUUCUCCAAGAUAGAUCCCCUAGAGGUUAUUGCUCAUUACCUUCAAGACCAGGCGUCUCAAGGUAUCGAUAUCUCAGAUUUCUCUGUGGGUUGGCUACUAGAAUAUCCACCCAACUUCAUGAAGAGGAUGAGAGAGCCCUCUGAGAGGAAGUCGAAGAAGAAGACUUUGAAGUUGGGAGAACCUUCAGUAACCAGAACGCCUGUGCCUCUGGACUCUUUUACCUCAACCUUACUUCUUAAUGAACCCAUUUCACCUCCCUCUUCAACUCCCUCAUCUCCACCAUACUACGACCUUUCCUCUGACGCUGAUCAGCCAAAUACUCCUGACCCUUCAUCUCCAACCUUGGCUCAACUCCAAGACACAUCAACCUCUGAACAGACCUUGUCUGUCCCAGAAACCUAUGAACCUACACCAUCUUUAUCCGCACCUUCUUCAGCACCCUCAUUAACCCUACCAACUUCUGAACCUCCCACUGAACCUUUUGAUACCACCCCAAUUCCCUCUAACCCCAUUAAUCCAACAUCUGAACCCGAACCAACCUUCCUAACCCUGGAAGAGUCAUUUGCUUUAUUUUCAGAAUGCUCAAUUGUGAAGCUCAGAACACUGUCUGAACAAUCCAGUCUAAGUGAUAAUCCUUCUGAAAGACUAAAGGCACGUCUGGCCAAGGAAGUUGAAGAGAAAGCACGCCGAGAAGCUGAAGAAAAGGCUAGGCUGGAAGCUGAAGAGAAGGCGAGAAAGGAAGCCGAAGAAAAAGUUGUCGCUUCUGCUAAAGCUGAUGCUGAAGAAGCAUCACACAUUGCUGCAGAGGAAGCUGCUAAGUCUACUGAAGUUGCUCUGACUCGAGGUGAGUCAUCAACAUCUGACAUCACUAUGUUGGUGCUCUAG
Molecule: messenger RNA, 894 nt
Organism: Lathyrus oleraceus (garden pea)
Lineage: Eukaryota; Viridiplantae; Streptophyta; Magnoliopsida; Fabales; Fabaceae
Product: eukaryotic translation initiation factor 4 gamma-like
Exons: 3
Coding region: 1-894 (297 amino acids)
Source: RefSeq, a predicted model, not a curated record